Bactrocera tryoni is the source of this 1642-nucleotide messenger RNA. RefSeq names its product probable cytochrome P450 6t1 (gene Cyp6t1). Bases 62 to 1609 code for a protein of 515 amino acids. Gene Ontology annotation, molecular function: oxidoreductase activity, acting on paired donors, with incorporation or reduction of molecular oxygen; heme binding; monooxygenase activity. The transcript has 3 exons. Gene Ontology annotation, biological process: insecticide catabolic process; response to DDT. NCBI's taxonomy places the organism in Eukaryota, Metazoa, Arthropoda, Insecta, Diptera, Tephritidae. The record is from RefSeq and is a predicted model, not a curated record.
GCCUCUUGAGGUGCAAACAUACCGAAACUAAAUAUUUUUCAAAACCAGCAGAGAACCAGUUAUGUUCAGCAUAUUUUUAGCGCUAAGCCUCAGCCUUUUGGCGGCCGCUUACUACUGGUUGCGCCAGCAUUUUAGCUUUUGGGAAAGGCGUCGCGUGCCACACAUACCAUCCACACUGAUUGUGGGCAACAUUUUCGAUCUACUCCGUUAUCGUUGCUGUUUCGGCGAACAAUUUGAGCGGCUCUACAAUCAUGAAGCCGCCAGCGGUCAAGACUUUGUGGGCAUACAUGUGCUGCAUAAUCAUGCGCUGCUGCUGCGUGACCCUGCGCUUAUCAAGCGUGUACUGGUAAGCGAUUUCAGCGCGUUUGCGAGCCGCUUCGAACGCAGUGACCCGGUAGGCGAUGCCAUGGGCUCGUUGAAUUUAUUCUUUGCGGAAUACGAUGUAUGGAAGGAGAUACAUAAUAUCUUCUCGCCGCUGUUUGCUCAUGGCAAGGUGAAGCAAAUGUAUCCGCUGCUGCAAGAGAUUGGCGGUAAGCUGGAGACGCAUAUGAACGCUUGGAACUUUACAGCUGACGAUGCGUGCGCGGCGAUCGUUGAGGUAAAGGAGUUGUGUGCGCUCUUCACCACCGACAUCAUAUCCUCACUCGAGUUCGGCAUCGCAGCUAACAGUUUGGCGAAUCCGCAAGCUGAAUUCCGACGCAUGUGCGUUGAAGUGAAUGAGCCACGUCUCUGGCGUCUACUACAUCUCUUUACCAUAUUCUUCGUGCCGGAGCGGGUCCGGCUCGUACGCGCACAUCUUUACUCAGCAGAGUAUGAGAAAUUCAUGCGUACCUCCAUCGAGUAUGCGAUUGCGGACCGCAUGCGUACUGGCAACCAACGCAACGAUCUCAUCGAUAUAUUUAUCGCGCUGAAGCGUCAAGCUGCCAACGGCGCAAAGGACAGCGUACUGAACCAACCUGAUUUCUUUGUAGCACAGGCCGCUUUCUUGUUACUAGCUGGCUUCGACACGUCCUCCUCGACAAUCACAUUCACGCUCUAUGAACUCGCCAAGCAUCCCGAGUUGCAGCAGCGUUUGCGCGCCGAGCUGCGUGAGGCGUUGCUGAAAUGUGGUGGCGCGCUUGAUUAUGACACGAUUUCUAGUGAGCUGGCAUACAUGCGCAUGGUCGUCGAUGAGGUGCUGCGUUUGUAUCCCGCCACUUCAUUUUUGGAUCGUCGCUGUACCGCUGAGCAAGGCUACUUGCUGGAGCAAACAAGCGGCAACUAUCGUAUACCGAAAGGCAUGCCGUUAUAUAUUUCGGUGCUCGCUUUACAUCGUGAUGCACGGUACUGGCCGCGACCGCUCGAGUUUGAUCCGGAGCGCUUCUCACCUGAAAACCGCAAACUACAUGCACCGAUGAGUUAUUUGCCCUUUGGUGCCGGUCCACGCGGCUGUAUUGGCACUUUAUUGGGUUUGCUGGAAGUUAAAACGGGACUUGUGCAUAUUUUGAAGAAUUUUCGUGUGGAGACUUGCGACUCGACUUUGCCAGAAAUGAAAUUCGAGGAGACAGCCUUCGUUUUGGCGCCGAAGGGUGGCGUUUAUUUGCGUUUUGUGAAGGAUAAAAUUUACUGAUGGCAAUAAAUGUGUUAUUUGAGCAGUUAAAAA